AUGGAUCAACAGUCUCUCCUCUCGAAAAAGUUGGUCGAGUUGCAUUUUACCACAAAAGGUGCGACGAAGAAUAGCUUCUUCCGUUUCAUUUCACUAUUACGAGAUCAAUUGGCAAGUGGAGAAGUUAGCAAUGAAAUACCUCUAAUGCAGGAACUAUCCACUAGUGUGUGGGAGUGCGAGAGAUAUUUCUUGGUUCGCCUCACAAACAAUUCAGGCUAUAGCAUUUCGUUGGGAAUUGAUAUAAUCAAUGCCCAUGUUGUUGCUUAUGGAGUUGGAGACCUAACUUUCUUCUUUUGCAAUUCUUCUCCAAGUGCAUGGCAUUGUCUUGCUAGUAAAGAGAAUGAUUCACUUCCUUUCAGAAGUAACUAUAUUUCCCUUCAACAAACUGCAAAGGUGCUUUCUAGAGGAGAAAUCCCCCUCGGAUUGACGGAGCUAAAUGGAGCAAUCACCAAUCUAUACAGUGACCGCGAUAGCAGGCGGUUGCUCGUUCGCUCUUAG
This is a messenger RNA of Diospyros lotus (date-plum), 498 nucleotides long. Its product is annotated as beta-galactoside-specific lectin 3-like. Bases 1 to 498 code for a protein of 165 amino acids. The transcript has a single exon. The record is from RefSeq and is a predicted model, not a curated record. Lineage: Eukaryota; Viridiplantae; Streptophyta; Magnoliopsida; Ericales; Ebenaceae. Gene Ontology annotation, biological process: negative regulation of translation. Gene Ontology annotation, molecular function: rRNA N-glycosylase activity.